This is a messenger RNA of Pseudozyma hubeiensis SY62, 1470 nucleotides long. RefSeq lists its product as hypothetical. NCBI's taxonomy places the organism in Eukaryota, Fungi, Basidiomycota, Ustilaginomycetes, Ustilaginales, Ustilaginaceae. Bases 1 to 1470 code for a protein of 489 amino acids. The transcript has a single exon. The record is from RefSeq and is a predicted model, not a curated record.
AUGGUGCCGGCGCCCACCAAGCUGAGCUCGACCACGAGCAAAGCCACUUCGAAACGAAGUGCAGCCAAGCGCCUCCCCGUCGCCUCUUCCUCCAACGCCGCUGUCGUCGAUGAAGCUGCUCUGAGGCUCUGCAGACUCGCCUCGUCCCUCCCCAGCGAGCUCAUCACCAGCAUCCUCGAGUUCGCCGCAGCAACCGCCAUCGACAAUCCCGCGAAGCUUCGACUCCUCUGCCUGUCCAAAUACUACCAUGAUCGACUCUCGCCCCUCCUCUACCACACCAUCGCUCUCUGCUCUUCCUCCACCAUCCACGCCUUUGCCUCGCUCGUCAAGUCGAAUCCCAAAACAGCGCGUCACGUUCGACGUCUCUGGGUCGGACCCGACUCCUCGUCUUCGGACCUCAUCACUGCGCUCUCGCCUCCCGCGUACAACGAAGCGUCUAACAUCACGGAAAUGCGAGAGCACGUCCACACUUCGGUCCGCUACAUCCUACGCUCGUGUCGAAAGCUUCAAGACGUCGCACUGGCAGGCGAACUGCUCAGCCUUCACGCCGCCCACACGUACGGUUCAGCCUGCCAACCGGUGCGGCUGACCAGCGUCAACCCACACAGCUUCGUCGGCGGAUUCUCAGCACCGAUCUUCCGAAAAGUCAGGGUUUUGAGGAUCGUAGAUACCAAUCUGGCGUUCGAAGAGGCGGACGAGAUCAGGACCCUGGCGGAGUUGGAGUGGUUGAUAUGGACCGCUCCGAAGGAUUACGGUGAUAUUAGCAGGGAUAGCAACGUGUUGAGGAGGUUGUUGCAGAGGCCUAGGAAGCACUUCACCGAAGUUACAGAGGAAGGAGAAGGCCAGCGUACGAACGGUCAAACACCAUUGUCGCCAGCGACGGCUGCUACUGCAACACCGAUCUCCCGAGAACCGCCAGCUCAGGUGGAUCGAAUGGAUCAACUCUGGAUGAACCUCUCCGCUCUCGAGCUGUCCGAAGGUCUAGCUCCAGCAAGACCGAGCAAGAACGACCGGUUUCGACGCUUGACCAUCCAAUCCGCUCAGAAUCGAUGCGCCGAGUUUCGACAUCUUCUCGCCGACUCCUUCCCGCUCCACCCAGCAUCGACUUCAUCCUCCUCUUCCACCAUUUCGGAUCCGACAGGCGGGUUAGCAGCAGGACUGGAUGCAACGUUCGAAGAUCUCGAGAGGGAAUGGGAUCCCGCGUUGAACGUUCCGACGAUUCAUCCGACGGUGUUGUCAGCAACAGUGUUGGACGAGUGGGAUGCGUUGAGGGAUCUGAUUAACAAUGCUGCGGGGCAGUAUAGCAAUUUGAGCAUGUGGGAUGUGGAUACGAGCGGCGGGGCAGGUGGAGGAGGUGAAGCGGAGGGAGAUGCGGAGAAUGCGCUGAGGAGACAGAGGUCGGUUUGGGAAUGUUUUGGUGAUGUCGGGGUGUCGGAUGCGACAAAAGGCUUGCAUGCGAUUGCUCGAUGA